AUGAGCGCGUCGCGUCGGCGAGGGGGCUACGGCGCGGACCCCAAGGCACCACGGCCGCCAGUGAGCGGACGUGCGGCCGGCUUGGUGGGCACCGCCCUCGUACCGGACGAUGCCGAAGCCAAGCCCGACACCAAGCGCACUGGACCAGUGUGGGAGCAGGUGGUGACGGAUGCGGAGGGGCGGCGGCGGUUCCACGGGGCCUUUACGGGCGGCUUCUCGGCGGGCUACUUCAACACGGUCGGGUCCAAGGAGGGCUGGGCGCCCUCCACCUUCGUCUCCUCCCGCGCACAACGCGCCAACCGCCAGCAGCGCCCCGAGGACUUCAUGGACGACGAGGACUACUCGGAUUCGAUGUCGGGAGGCAAAGCGGUGGGCAUGAAGGACGAGUUCAAGAGCUUUACAGGAGUCCAGGCGGAGCACGAGGCCAAAGGGCGCCCGCAUCAGCAGCAGCAGGCCACCAUGCCCGCCCUGGCCGGUGGCAGCAUCGCCGGCUUCCUCCCGUCCGACCUCAUCGCUCCGGCCAACUCCCCCAUCGGAGUGAAGCUGCUGCGGUUGAUGGGAUGGCGCGAGGGGCAGGGCGUGGGUCCGCGGAUGGAGCGGAAGAAGAGGAGGAGGGGCGCGGCCAAGACACAGCUGACCCAGCCACCCGCGCCGCCCACCACCACCGCUGCGGCGGGUCCGCCCAAGCGGGUGUACGGGCUGGCCGUUUCCCUCGACGACCUGCGUGCCCAAAAAGACGACUCGGAAGACGAAGACGAGGGCGACGGCGACGACGCCCAUGGCGUGACCCUCGCCCACACCCUUCCGCCCGUCGACACCGAGACGGUGGUGUUCGAUGCCAAGACCAACUUCUACGGGCUGGGCUACGACCCCUACCGCUCUGCGCCCGAGCUACGCGGGCGUGGCCGGCUGCAGGGAGGGGCAAGUGCGGGCCUGGGCAAGCUCCACCACGAGCAACAGCAGCAGCGUGGUGGGGCCGGCGGACGCGCCACCAUCGGCGCUCUGCUCAGCGGGAGCUCACAGGGCCAGGGCGGAUUCGGGCUGGGCGCCUUCGAGGACGCCGAAGACUCAGCACAGCUCUUUCCCGACGACCGCCGCACGUCCACCCGCCUGCCCGCUCUGGAGGAGUACGACCGGGAGCUGCGCGACGGCGACCACGACCUGGAUCGCACCCGCACCGCCGCCACCAGCCUCGACUACGCCGACGACGAAGAGGCGGAGGAGGAGGCGGGGGUGCCCGCCGACUACCGCCCCUUCCACUACUUCGAGACCUCCCUCUACGCCGACGAGGGGCCGGGUCCGGCGAUGAACGCGGACAAGCGCGGGGAGAUGCUGGGCGAGAAGCCGCUGCCGGCCCCCCACAUGGCGCGCACGGAGCACACCGGCUCGGUGUUCGACCUGGUCUCCACCGCCGACAAGGAACGCCUCACGGGCCUCAAGAACCGCUUCGAGAAGAGCGAAACUGAGACGGAGGCGAUGGGGCAGGCGGCCACCUACCACCGCUUUGCGAACGAGCCGGCCAAGCAGAUGCGCUUCCGCACGUUCCUCCUCCUCCAGUCCGGGCAGCCCGCCCCGCCCCUCCCCGCCCACUACGACAACAUCACCGAUUGGGAGAGGGAGAAGGAGAAGGAGGAGUUCGUCAAGAUCGCCAACGACUUCAAGAAGGUGCCCGACGCCAUGGCCUCCCGCUUCCAGUCAGCCGGCAAGCUCGAUCUGACGGGCGGCACGGAUGGGGACGCGGGGACGACGCAUGUGCACCCGCACGACGAGGAGGACCACCAGGCGGUGGCCGCCUCGAUGAAGAUGUUCGGCAAGAUGACCCGCAAGGAGGAGGACUGGUUCCCCGUCAGCCUCCUCUGCAAGCGCUUCAACCUGCGCCAGCCCCACCCCGACCGCAAGCACGCCGUGCAGGUGGGGGUGGCGCCGCUGCUGUCCGGCAUGGAGACCAUGUUCUCGCCCACUGCGCUCGCCAUGCCGGGACUCGCCGCGUCCUCCUCCUCCUCCUCCUCGUCGUCGUCUGCGCCCCUUCAGCCGAUCAAGGAGGAAAAGGCCGAGGAGGCCGAGGAGGGCUUGCCGGCGGAGCUGGCGGGGGAGCCCGACCGCCCGUCGGUGGACAUCUUCAAGGCCAUCUUCGAACCCGAAAGCGAGGACGAGGAGAGCGAAGAAGAUGACGAGGAGGAAAGCGACGAUGGCGAUGAGAAAGCCGAAAAGGAGGCGGCGGCGGCCAAGCCCCAGGCCGCCCUCGCCGAGCUCGCCGCGGCCGUGUCUGCGCCGCCGCCGGCGGCCAUCUCCGCGCCUCUUCCCCUGCCGACCGCCCCGGCUCUGCCUGAGUUGGGCGGCGGCCGCCUUGCGCGGGACAAUCCGUACCUGUACGUGCCGCCCAAGCGCGAGGAGCGCGGCCAUCUGCCCCUAGACCGGCCCCAGCAGCAGCUGCAGCAGCCGCCCGCUGCCGCCGCCGCCGCCUCAAUCCAGCCGCCGCUCUCAGCCCCAUCAACCAGCAGCGGCGGCGGCGGCGGCGGCGGCGAGGACGACCGAGAGCGGAGGCGCAAGAGGAAGAGGGAGAAGGAGAAGGAAAGGGAGAGCCGCAAGCGGGACAAGAGGCGGAAGGACAAGAAGGACAAGAAGGAAAGCCGGAGGGACAGGAGCCGCAGCCGCAGCCGCAGCCGCAAGAGGAGCCGAGACCGAAGCGAGGAGCGCAAACGGCGGAAGGACGACGACCGCCACCAUCGCGACCGCCGGAGCAGGCGCGACCGCGACUGA
Acanthamoeba castellanii str. Neff is the source of this 2760-nucleotide messenger RNA. Its product is annotated as G patch domain containing protein 1, putative. Lineage: Eukaryota; Discosea; Longamoebia; Acanthamoebidae. The record is from RefSeq and is a predicted model, not a curated record. Gene Ontology annotation, biological process: mRNA processing. Gene Ontology annotation, cellular component: nucleus. The transcript has 15 exons. The coding region runs from base 1 to 2760 and encodes 919 amino acids. Gene Ontology annotation, molecular function: RNA binding.